GUUACAGGUAGCAAAGUUUAUACUGCGAGUCAUAAGACGUAUACAGCUAUAGGAUCACUCUGGACCCAAAAACCUUCUGCAGAAGUUGCCCAGGAAAAAGAUACUCAGGAAGCUUCACGAGUCAGUCAUAGCCUCCCAAAAGCUCAGGAGGCUUCUGUAAAAUCGGAGGACAAGGCAGAAACUUCAGAGAAACUGACCCAGAGAGAGAGGUCAGACGUGCACAAAGAUUAUGAGACUUUGGUGGGCGAAACGAAGGCGCCAAAUGUCAGGACAGAUGUAUUGAAGGUGCCCAAGUUCAAAACAGAUGCCAGCCUCAUGGACUAUGGGCAGGCCAGCCCAGAAGAUGCAGAUCUGUAUAGCAAGAGAAGCUAAUAACCUCCAGUUUUCCUCACGGGACUUUGAAAACAGGUGUGGAAGCCCUGUGCAAUUUGCUCGCGGUCUGCAUGGUGAUAACGAAGUCAGGUAGCUUCUUAACUCUCCUUCUCUUGCCAAUCUUCCCGUGCAAUCCUUAAAAUCUUUUUCUACUCGUUAGUGCCACUUCGUAUUUUCAACUGGUUGAAAGUAUAAUUGGCUUCUGGGUGUAAAAAAAAGCCAAGAAGCUUCUCAAGAGAUCCUUGCUGCCAAAUUAGUGAAUAGUGUAAAUAACAAAGGAUACCACGCUGCUUCUAAUAAAAAAAACCUGCAAUAAUAAUAAUAAGAGAAUUUAAA
Thamnophis sirtalis is the source of this 708-nucleotide messenger RNA. The record is from RefSeq and is a predicted model, not a curated record. Lineage: Eukaryota; Metazoa; Chordata; Lepidosauria; Squamata; Natricidae.